This is a messenger RNA of Ornithodoros turicata, 519 nucleotides long. RefSeq lists its product as uncharacterized. The record is from RefSeq and is a predicted model, not a curated record. NCBI's taxonomy places the organism in Eukaryota, Metazoa, Arthropoda, Arachnida, Ixodida, Argasidae. The transcript has a single exon. The coding region runs from base 1 to 519 and encodes 172 amino acids. Gene Ontology annotation, molecular function: nucleic acid binding.
AUGAUGUCCAUGUAUGUUUCAUCUACGCACGAUAACUGGGACCUCGUGCUACCCUACAUCACAUAUGCCUACAAUACCGCUUCCCAAGCUACAACUGCCUUCUCUCCAUUUUUUCUUCUGUACGGGCGCGAAGCUGUGUCACUUCUCGACUGUUUACUGCCACCGCUUGACGACGUCCCUCUGGAUUCCACUUCGGCUCGUGCUCUCUGCAAUGCUGAAGACGCAAGACAGCUAGCCCGUUAUCGCAUCAUAGACUCCCAGGACGGUCAAUGCCAGCGAUACAAUGCAACGCACCGCCCUGUCUCGUACACUCCGGGAGAUCUGGUAUGGAUGUGGACACCAACCCGACCAAUUGGACGCUCCGAGAAACUUCUCCCGCGCUACACCGGACCUUACCGCGUCGUGCGACGAGUCUCUGAUUUAAACUAUCAAGUGGAACCUUGUACGCCACCACGCGACCGAAGGACCCCCGCCCUUCAGCUGACUCAUGUCCUCCGCCUGAAGCCUUACACGCCAUGA